AUGUGCUUGACCUGGCUCGAGUGGCACUUGUGGCGAGAGCUGCAGCAGCAGCAGCAGCAGCAGCAGCAGCAGCAGCAGCAGCAGCAACAGCAGCAGCAGCAGCGGAGGCAGGACCAGGAAGCAACGUUCAAACGGAGGAGCAGCGGCGGUACCCACCGCAGCAGCACCAGCAGCAGCAGCAAAUGCGCAAACGGACGCCCUGAACCGCAGCAGCACCAGCAGCUGCAGCAGCAGCAGCAACAGCAGCAGCAGCAGCAGCAGCAGCAGCAGCAGCAGCAGCAGCAGCAGCAGGCCCACAUGCAGACGCCUCGGGUGAUGCUGGAGAGCCGCACUUCGCAGUCCAUCGCCCCCGUGGCAAUAAAGUCGCUGCCAAUAAAAGCAACUCCAAACACAUUCAGGUGGUGUCCUGCAGCAGCAGCAGCAGCAGCAGCAGCAGCAGCAGCAGCAGCAGGAUGA
Eimeria necatrix is the source of this 456-nucleotide messenger RNA. RefSeq lists its product as hypothetical. NCBI's taxonomy places the organism in Eukaryota, Apicomplexa, Conoidasida, Eucoccidiorida, Eimeriidae. The transcript has a single exon. The record is from RefSeq and is a predicted model, not a curated record. The coding region runs from base 1 to 456 and encodes 151 amino acids.